Messenger RNA from Arabidopsis thaliana (thale cress), 816 nucleotides. RefSeq names its product Late embryogenesis abundant 3 (LEA3) family protein (gene LEA3). The transcript is spliced from 2 exons. Lineage: Eukaryota; Viridiplantae; Streptophyta; Magnoliopsida; Brassicales; Brassicaceae. Bases 264 to 539 code for a protein of 91 amino acids. The record is from RefSeq and is marked reviewed. Gene Ontology annotation, cellular component: nucleus; cytoplasm.
GAAAACAAUAACUUUGGGUGAAAGCCUAAAUUGACGCAGCCUAUCUGCUCUGCUUCCUCUAUAUAAACCCUCCUCUCAUCUCUCUUCCUUCUCAUCUAUCCUGCAAAGCAUUUUGAAAUCUGUCAAGAGAGAUAGGACGACCAAGUUUGUUCGAUCUCGUUGCCGCAAAAAGGUAACAGCAGUCAUCAGAUCAAGAACCUGAGAAACUUCUCUUUUGCGCUGUUUUUCUUCUUCUCCAAAACUCGUAAAACCUAUAAACCACAAUGGCUCGUUCUCUCGCUAACGCUAAGAUCCAAUCCGUCUUCGGCUCCGAAAAGCUCUCGAACGCCGUUUUCAGACGAGGGUUUGCCGCCGCAGCCAAAACGGCGUUAGAUGGAAGCGUUUCGACCGCGGAGAUGAAGAAGAGAGCUGGGGAAGCUUCAAGCGAGAAGGCACCAUGGGUUCCAGAUCCUAAAACCGGUUAUUACAGACCGGAAACCGUUUCUGAGGAGAUUGACCCGGCUGAGCUACGAGCUAUUCUCUUGAACAACAAGCAAUAAAUUUAUUAAAAACCGUAUUUUUAUUCAUCAAUGUUGUUUAAUGAGGAGAUUAGCAAAAUGGGUUAUUAUGAUCUUUUGUGGUGAAUCCCAUCUUAUUCCGUUACCAUUUCUGUAAUAAUCGUUUGAUCUUAUUAUUUUGAUCUUAUUAUUUAUGAAGUUUUAAAGGCUUCCAUCUUCCCAUUAACAAAGAUUUGCUAUGACUCAAAGUGAUGACAAAAAAAAUACUUUAAAAAAAUUCAAUUGGUAUAAAUAUUAUUUUGACGAAACUACAAAGAAA